AUGCGUGAACUAGGUUUCUGCUGCAUACUAGCCAACAGCAGUACUGGGCCCCACGUGAACUGCAAACCUCAGGGUCUUCUUGGGCGCUGUAGGUUUCACGCAUUCGACUCUCAGGACCUCAUCAACGUCUACAUCCCAGAUGGCCCUGAGACUAUCAUCUACCAUUGCGAGCAGCAGCCGUGCCCCAACCGGACACCCCAAUCGAUCGCAGAGGAUUACCCCUGCUACAAGGUGAUCCGACAAGUGCAACAUCCGCUCAGUCCUCGAAGCACCCUUGCAUCUCAAUCUGCCUUGCGGUACUCUUGCCCUGUCUCCCCCAGCUCCCGCCUUCCCCAAACUGUCGCUGAAUCCAGUCAAGUACAAGGAGAUCUCCCUCCAGACCCUGCACCAGAGCCUGAGUCUGAGGAGAGUGCAGGUGAAAAAGGAGUCUCGGAGCCCAAGUCCGCGGAUUCUGCUCGGUCCGCCUCGCCAACAGCGCUCGCCCCCGCGUCAGCAGUCCCUGAUGUACGUGACCCCUCCCCCGAACUUUCUUUGGCGCCUUCACUGCCGACUCCGCCGAGAGGCCACUCGAGCACUCGCUCCUCUCGAAGUUCGACCAGCGGAAGGCCACCACAGCCGCCUCCGCCCCCGCAAUGUCCUCCGUCCCCCUCAACGCCGAUAAUGUCUUCCCCCUCGACCGCCCCCAACAAGGAGACCCUGAAGCUCCUCCUCCUACUCCAAUAUGAUGGCAAAACUGUCAUCGAAUGCGACAGGUUCCUGUCGCAACUCCGCAUUUAUUGGCUGGUUAACACGUCGCUGACCACCAUUGAACUCGAGGUGCAAGUUGCGUUGAGCCUGCUCGAUGGCGAUGCUCAUGCCUGGGCCACUCCCUACUUUGCCCAGCUUGCAUCGGUGCAGAUGGGUGUGCAAGGGGUCACGACCCCCUUCAGGAACGAAGCAGCCUUCACUGCCACCUUCACGGCUCGCUUCGGUAAUCUCGACGAUGCGGCGGCAGCACAAGUGGAACUGGCGAAGCUCUGCUCAGACAAGUCAGUCCGCGAGAAACGCACCGCUGCGGAAUUCUCCGCGCUGUUCAAGGGUCCGGCAGAUCGCUCUGGGUAUGGGGACCUGGAGCUACGCGACAAGUACCUGAGCGGCAUUCCCUCCCGCGUAUAUCGCAAGAUCGAGCUCAAGACCUUCACCACAUGGCGAGCCGCUGAAAAGUGA
Molecule: messenger RNA, 1206 nt
Organism: Postia placenta MAD-698-R-SB12
Lineage: Eukaryota; Fungi; Basidiomycota; Agaricomycetes; Polyporales; Adustoporiaceae
Exons: 2
Coding region: 1-1206 (401 amino acids)
Source: RefSeq, a predicted model, not a curated record